This is a messenger RNA of Bombina bombina (fire-bellied toad), 4277 nucleotides long. RefSeq names its product tubulin polymerization promoting protein family member 3 (gene TPPP3). The coding region runs from base 241 to 771 and encodes 176 amino acids. The record is from RefSeq and is a predicted model, not a curated record. Gene Ontology annotation, biological process: microtubule polymerization; microtubule bundle formation; positive regulation of protein polymerization. Lineage: Eukaryota; Metazoa; Chordata; Amphibia; Anura; Bombinatoridae. The transcript is spliced from 4 exons. Gene Ontology annotation, molecular function: tubulin binding. Gene Ontology annotation, cellular component: microtubule.
CUGCAGCAGAAGACUUCACAAGUGAAAUCUUGUCUGCUCCAGUAAGGAGGGCACUUCUCUUAUGACCUUGGUCACUCAUAUUUAUAUUACACUCCCUUGAUGUUUUACAGGAAGUCUCUAUGGAUACAGGAAUAAACAGAAGAUAAUAAGCCUACAGUCUUUAAAGCUGCAUUUCAUUCUACAGUCCAAGCAGGGAGUGUAGGCAUCUAAAGCAGCACACGAGGAAUUAGAAGACUAGUCAUGGCAGAGAACUCUGACAUUGCUUCUCUUGAGGAGAGCUUCAAGAAGUUUGCUAUCUAUGGGGACACCAAAGCGACUGGUAAUGAUAUGACUGGAAAAAACUGGGCCAAGUUGUGCAAGGAAUGCAAAGUCAUUGAUGGAAAAUCAGUCACCGGCACAGAUGUGGACAUUGUAUUCUCUAAAGUAAAAGGGAAGACUGCCAGAGUUAUCAAUUUUGAAGAGUUCAAAAAAGCACUGGAGGAAUUAUCCACAAAGAAGUUUAAAGGAAAGAGCAAAGAAGAGGCAUAUGAAGAGAUUUGUAAACUGAUUUCAGGCAAGGAACCUGCAAGCACCGGCGUCACGAAAGCAGCAGCAACUAGUGCCGUGGAACGUCUGACAGACACCACAAAAUACACUGGGUCACACAAGGAACGUUUUGACGAGAGUGGAAAGGGUAAAGGAAAGGGUGGUCGGGAGAACCUUGUUGAUAACACAGGAUACGUGGGAGCUUACAAGCAUGCUGGCACAUACGAUUCCAAAGUGAAAAAAUAGAGGAAGGGGUUGGACAAACAGCACCAUCUCUUUCUUCAUGGCACCAUUAACCCUGUCACUGCCACAAUGGCAUUCUGGCAGUGAUAGGGUUAAUGUUGUAGUUGCAGCCCCUCUUAGCACUAAAGACAUUCAAUGAUAGUAUCUCCUAGUAAAAUGCUGACCCUUCCAGAGCAUCAGGAAAUGUAUAUAGUCCCUAUGAAUUCCAAAAGCAACCAAGGAUAGUUUUGCAAAAGUCUCUCUGCAGCUGGAAGAAUUUGAAGACUUUAAUGUGCAUAAAAUAAAUUAUUGAGAAAUUCUUUUUUUCAGAAACCUCAAGAAAUCUACAAAAGGGACUAGUUUGCUCUAAAUAAAUAUGUUCUUAUUAACGGGAUGUCAACUUAAUUGAUCAACUGUUUACAUUUAAUAUGGUGCUAAGUGAGACUGCACCUUUAAGAAGUAUUGCUCUCUAUUCAGGAUGCUGGGAAGAUCCUUCGUUGGACGAGAAGUAACCCAUAAAUAUUUUCAAAGGAGCUGUUUCAAACCUUUUUGAAGCAUCUUCCUAGCAAAGGGAAUAGGGCAGAACGAGUAUUGUGUCCUACCUACACUGUAGCACUUGUAGCUUAACUAGAAAUCCUUAACAUUGUUGUAGUAUAUCUAAAUCAAGCUGAUAGGAAUUCAUGUAUGUAAACUUUAUUAGAGUGGCACCUUCCAUUCACAGGAAUGAGACGGAUUAUGUCUUCCAGAAGAGGGUUUUUGUCAUUGUUUAAAAAAUAUGGCCCCAAAUCCUUGGUCAAUAUAUUUUAUGUUGUUUUUGUUUCUUCCUCAAAAGAUCAUCAGGAUCGUUAACACAAGUACCUUUAAAAAUAACUGAUGCCUUUUCCUGUUUUCAUGAUUUAGCCAAAGUUUAGUGCCUAGAGACACAGAUAUGUAUUUUUUCUUCUGUGUUUCACUUGUCUUUAAUUCAUUCUAUGUACAUCAGAAACAUGAACAACAAUAACCACCAUCAUAAUGUAAAAUAACUAGCCUGGUGUCUUUGUUAAGGAUACAUUUGCAGGGAACAUUUAGAUGACAAACAGACAAGCCAAAGUUUAGGUAUUAUCCAAGUUGGACUAAUAAAUUACCAAAAACAUAAUGUGCAGAUAUGCUAAAUCGGUGCAGUUCAACAAGAAUUUAAUUGAUUCACAUAAAUGAUAGAUUUUUAGUUACAUGCUGCUCGGGGGUGGUACUAGACUUGUAGUGGAAUAGUAGCAGCAAGGAGAUGACACGUGUCAUUAUCAUCCAUCAACAAAAAAAGUUCUAUUUUUACUUUAAGCAAACAAAUAUGUUCUAUAUUAACCCACAUAAUCUUUGUCUCUUUCUCCAUACACACAGUGGGUUUAAGCAUUAUUAUUAUUAUUAUUAUUAUUUUGUAAAUGCAAGCAUUAUUAAUAAAUAAAAAAAAAUUUGAGGUUACAGUACAGGUCAAAUAAAGCAUUGUUAUAAAACAAUCUGAAUUACAGAAGUGAGAACAGUUGAGGAGGCUUAUUGAGUGAGAUAGUCCCCAAGGAUGCUCUUCUGUAGCUAGGCCGGUGAAUGUCCAUAGGUCUAUUCUCCCAUAGAGGGAGGGGCCGGAGAAGAGUUGAGUACAUGAAGAGAAGAAUUUAAAUUUAGCUGUACAUCAAAUAAAAAACUAUUGUAUGUCCCUACUCAAGAUUCAGUGGUCCCAUACGUGGCUCCUCAGAUCAUACUGGUUGCUCCUCACUGAUCUAGACAUUAUAAUUUGUGGUGCAAAAGGGUGAACAAAAAUGUAUAGAUUGUCCCAGUGGGUGGUACUCACAGUCCUUAACCACCCAUUCCAUUAUUGUUUAUAUCCCUUUUAACCCAUAUUCUCCUAUUCUCUUUUCUCCCCUUGACCUCUUUAAUGUUUCAGUGCAUAAUACCUUAGCAUUUCCUUUCGAUAUAGCUCCUGCCUUAGCAACUCCCUGAUGAUCUUAGGCUCUGCUUUUAUGCAGUUUAUGACUAAACUGACAGAUGAGAGGAAUUAAACAGUAUUGAGCAGUAGCAAUGAGAGAGCCUGGCAAUACAUAGAACAAAAAGGGUAUGGCAGUCAGGCCUGUCAGAACUUUUGAGUGUUUGGGGUGUUCCAAUAAGGUUUAGAGAUGUUGCAUCCUUUGGAACUGCUACUACGGCUGGUUCGUGGUGUUUGUUCUUGGAGUCAAAAACCAGCUAUACAACCCAGACUUCAAAAACGAUAAUAAUAUUAAUUUUAGUAGGUGAACUCUAACAUUAUUUAUGCAAAUUACAUAAUCUAGAGAUCAGUCACUUAGGGUACAGAGUUCUUCACCACAUUCCCGGAAUCCCUUGUAUGAAAGCAUCUGAAAAGUAUGACUCACUAACUGCUGGCAAAGGAUAUUACCGUGUUUGCCUCAGUGAUACACUAAUUACAUUAUUUGCACAAAAAUAAUUUAAUAAAGGGUUUAAAUACGUCCUGGCCUUCUGAAUUCACUAGACAGACUGGGAAAACAUGUGUACCAUAUAGCAGUUAUAUUAUUUAUUACCAGAAAACAGUUAAUUGUAUAUAAUAAAUUCCGUCUCAGCCAUGUUAUACAUAUUAUAUAUUUAUACUAAUUCACAUGUAAUCCUGUAAGUAUAGGCCUGUAAAUUUAUAAUACCCUUAUACUUAAAGGGAUAUGAAACCCAAAUUAUUUCUUUCAUGAUUCAGAUAGAGCAUGCAGUUUUAAACAACUUUCUAAUUUACUCCUAUUAUCAAUGUUCUUCAUUCUCUUGAUAUCUUUAUUUGAACAAGCAGGAAUGAUAAUAGGAGUAAAUUAGAAAGUUGCUUGAAAUUGCAUGCUCUAUCUGAAUCAUGAAAGAAAAAAAUUGUGUUCCAUAUCCCUUUAAAUACACUGUGUAUCAAGUAUACUGUAUGUGCAUGAAUUAUAUAAUCAGUGCCUAUUCUAUUGUAAGUACUAUAUGGUGUGCAGGCAUUAACCCCUUGCAUACUUCAGAUAUUUAGCCCAGAUAGAAAAUAUAACAUCCCAAUAAAUUAGCUUUUCAAAAUGCUGCAAAUUGUCUAUACUAGCUAUUUGACUUGCAGCAUUACCAAGUUACAGAAUAUGCUUUUUGGGGGUCAAUUUAUUAAGGUGCGGACGGACAUCAUAUAUCAUGUCCGCCGCACAUCGAUAAAUGCCGACAGCAUUUGCUGUCUGUAUUUUCAAUCGGCCGCUAGCAGGGGGUGUCAAUCAACCCGAUCGUAAGCAAGGGAUGUUUAAUGUCAUUUUAUUCAUUUGUUUCUGUUAUUCUAUCUGUAUAGCGGCUCCGUGGCAAAUAAGCUUAGCAUUUUUUUGUUUUAACAUCUGCUGUAUCCUUGUCAGAAAGACAUUAUGAGUUAUGUUCCCUACACAUUUGUGCUAACAUUGUUCUCGUCACUAUGAGUUUUGGAUGUAUAUUAUUAACUUGUUUUUCCUGAAAAGAAUGUUUAAUGUUUUUGUCUUUGUAUCAAUUAAAAAGAAUUGUUUCUCUGCAAUAAAUACUUCUUUUUUAUUCUG